Priapulus caudatus is the source of this 3450-nucleotide messenger RNA. RefSeq names its product E3 ubiquitin-protein ligase Mdm2-like. Bases 219 to 2141 code for a protein of 640 amino acids. Gene Ontology annotation, molecular function: ubiquitin protein ligase activity. Gene Ontology annotation, biological process: regulation of cell cycle; negative regulation of apoptotic process. The record is from RefSeq and is a predicted model, not a curated record. NCBI's taxonomy places the organism in Eukaryota, Metazoa, Priapulida, Priapulimorpha, Priapulimorphida, Priapulidae. Gene Ontology annotation, cellular component: nucleus. The transcript is spliced from 9 exons.
AGCACCAGUCUAGCUACGCGACAAGUUCGAACUUGCUGCCUGCGUGUCAGUGCGUGAUCGCGGAUAAUAAACUCAGUAAAUUUGCGAAUGUUCGCCGAUGUUGUAGUAUAGGGACUUGUAGUGCUAAAAGCUCAGUGUAGUUUCGUCGCUGAAGAAGAAGGACGGCGUACAUAGAAACAGAACGCUCCAGCAAUCUGUUGCUGCCAAGGUGAGGUCCCAUGCCCGAAUUACACAUGACUCCCAUGUCAUCCUUGAAAAAGGGAACACUACUACAGUGUACGAACUAUCUGCUUCGGCCCAGUACUGAAUUCCUGCAGAUUUUGAAAAAGACCGGUGCAACUGGGCUGACUUUUACCAGAAAAGAGCUUUUCCACCAUCUUAAGGAGUAUAUUGGUGGCAAGCAGCUCUAUGAUCCGUCCAACCCACGCAUCAUCUAUUGCGAUGAGGACCUCAGCGUAGUGUUCGGCGUGAAAUCCUUCACCAUCGAAGAUGUCAUGGGUUUGGUUGCUAGGCACACCAGCUUGGUGGUAGACCCAGCCUGUACCAAGGAAAGCAAGGCUGAACCGACUCCAUCCCCGGAUUCUCAUCUCGUUGGCAACAGCCAGCCUCCGAAACGCAAGAGGACGAGCAGUGACAAGUCGAAGAGUCCCGCUCAUUCAACUUCAUCCAGCGAUAACAAGAGUAAGAAGCACGCCAGUCUCAGUGUAGUGCACCACAGCGACGAUGAUGGCAGCAGCGGCGGCAUGCCCUGGUACUUCAACGUACAAGUUCACACGUCCGACAGCGAAGUACUGAGUGUGCAGGGAUAUGAGACAGCAGUGAUAGAGAGUGAAGCAGACGGCAGUCAGAUCACCGUAUCAACUCUAUACUGGGACGACGAAGACGUCGGUAACCACGACGACGAUUGUUUCUCAAUAGAGUACGAACUGGAGUCGUCGUGUAGUGACGUCAGCGUGUCAGAUGACGUCACGACCGAUUCUGACUGUUCGGAGGAUGUUGUCGGAGCGUUGUUCGUGUAUGACGCCCAUCACCACCACGACCCGGACGAAUACUACCUCGCUGAUUACUCCGAUUCCGAGUCGGAAACCGACUCUUCUGAUCCAGAAGUUUCCGACGCUGAUAAGUGGCGUUGCAGCGAGUGUCACAUCCUCAACCGACCAGGAAUACGUUUCUGCGAACGCUGCUGGAAACUGCGACGUGAUUGGCUGCCGGAGCGGCGGCGCAUUCGUAUGCGACGUCACCACUUCUGUCGAGCGGCGUCUGCUCCCGUCGACCAGGAUCUAUCAAGCGGCGGCAGCAGCAGCGCCUGCGGGGAGCUGGAAGAGAGGCGGCGACGACGACAGGCGUGCGGUGGCGCCCCCGGUGGCAUGUGGCAGGGGACAAGGAGUCGCAGCAUGGAUGACGGCAGUAUUGCUGGCAGCUGGGGCAUCAGCGUUGUCAGAAAUCGUGGUGGGGAAGACAUGUUAGUAUCAGCAACACCAACAACAGUAGCAGCGACAGCAGCAGCAGCAACGACAGUAGCAGCACCAGCAGCAGCAACAAGAACAACAACAACAACAACAGUAGCAAUACCAGCAGCAGCAGCAGCAACAACAGUGCCAGCAGCAACAGCAGCAGCAGCAAUACCACUAGAAGAAGUGCCAAAUGUAAGAGCAGUAGUGCCACCAACAGCAGCAGCAGUUAUGCCGCAACCACGAUCAGCAGCAGUACAAGCGGAAGGGGCAGCAGCAGUAUCAGUCUUUCCAUCACCACCACCACUAGCAACAUCAGUAGCAGUGCCUCCAUCGCCGCUAGUAGCAGCAGCAUCAACAUCAGCAUCAGCAGACCCCGCUCUCAUCGCAUGCAGCAGCAGCAGCAUCAGUAGUUCUCAGCCUUGCAGCAGUCAGCUCCUGGAUAGCCCUUCACAGCUGAGCAGCUCAUGCCACGUAGAGAGCUUAGACCCGGAGCUAGGGGAAGCUUCUGGCACCUCCCUGCCGUGCCUCAUCUGCCUCUCUCGGCCGAAGAACGCCAGCAUCAUCCACGGUCACACCGGCCACCAGGUGGCGUGCUACAAGUGCGCGAAGAAGUUGCGUAGGCGUGGCAGGCCUUGUCCCGUGUGUCGCCGACCGAUACAGAAGGUCAUCAAAAAUUUUGUCAUCUGAUGACAACGUCGCCCCCUGGUGAAGUCCGUGGUUUGUCGUUAUUCGUUUGUGCGUGGGAAAACACUCAGCUCUCAAUAUAGAUAUGUUAUGUAAGAUUAUGAGUGUCUUGUUUCGAUUAUCAUAAUAUCGUAUAUUUAUUGGGUGAAACAUAUUAUUACAACUAUUUCUAUCGUGAUAUGCUCUGUAGAUACAGACUUGAGGUGGAAUCUUGUAACUAUUUGUAUGAAUACGGAGCCAUCUGGUGAGUGAAACUACAUUUUGCUCAGUUAACACUGUACAAACCAAUCAAAAACAAAUGUUAAAUUGAGAAAGAAACAUCACUUAUUCGGCUACAUCUACAUGGUACAGGCUAUCUGGGAGAAACAUGACUAUAUAUAUAUAUAUAGUCAGGAGCUUAUAAAAGGAAUUAUCCUUUUAUAAGCUCCUGAUAUAGUAUGAUUUUAUAUUUAUCUUGUGUUAAAUCCAAGAAAUUAACUUACUAUCAAAAUUUGGGAGGCACUGACCAAUAAUUGAAUAUUUCACCCUGAAAUAUAAUUAAAAUCCCAUAAAUUUCAUAGGUUGUGUGUUCCGUCACACACAAAAAUGUCGAAACUUGUAAUGCACCAUAACAUGACCAUAAGUAUACAUAUAUGAACGUAAGGAUUCCCUUAGGGCUUGUGAAUAGAAAAUUUCGCCAAUGGUUGAAAACGUACAUAUCAAAGUGUUUCGUGUUACAUCGCCAGGGGAAUUUCUUUCAUUCAUGAACUAUUUUCUCUUCUCUUUAGUGUCAGGCAGCGAGUAAGCUCUAACCAACCAUGCGCAAACAUACAUGUGUAUAUCCAGCUGUGAGAAAUUUCAUACAUACACACAAAAAUGUGUAAAAUCACAACUAGUGAAACUAUGUUUACUAAGUACAAAAUACGUAUAUGCCAUCAGCUUACUAUGCAACGAUUUUUACAAUAUAAAUGAAACUGAUGUGUCUGUGUGUAUAUAUAUGGCUUAAUUUCACUGUUCAAGGUUUCCUAUCGCAGCCUGAGGGAGGUCAAGCUUAGAUAGAAACCUCGCUAAUCUAUUACUAUAUACAUGUAAUAUUUAUUAUUAAUUAUUGUUUUAGACAAAGCAUAAUUUCAUAAACGUGCAUUGGAUGUUAGUUGCACUUGCGUUAUAACAUAUGUGUGAUAAACAUCCAACCUUGGAUGCGGUCCUGUGUCUACAAUGAGUUGGAACCACAGAACUGCAACGAAGGAUGGAUGGAUAAAUAUACGGUAGCUUUCUCAUAAUAAAUUACAGGUAAUUGAUAAAAAUAAACACGUUUAUGUUUUAAUUAAUA